UUGGCCAAACGUGUUCGCCAAGCUGAACGAGAUGUGGUCGAAUGGCAAGGCAAAUGGGAGCUGAGUCAACGCAGUCUGUUGGAAUUGGUAGAGGAACAUAAGAAAAAAACGGAGGAAGCGGCAGCAUCAAAAAAGCAAUCCGAACGAUUGGCCGGUCUCUGUCGGGCUUUGCAGCAUCAACUGUCGGAAUUACGCAGACCCACAGCGAAUCCCCCCGCUGACCAGAGCACACCGUCCGUCCCGGGCGAUGGGGACAGUCAGACUGAGAGCGGCAGAAACAAUACAGUCCCGGAUGGGAGUCCCACUGGGUCGGAAGUAGAAGCCGAACAGUCCAAACCUGAUAAUGAAACGCCAUUGACCGAGCCGGAAAGUCAAUCUGUUAACUCUCAACAGAACGGCACAGCCAAUAGAGACGAAUCCUCCAGUAGGUUGUGA
Messenger RNA from Echinostoma caproni, 435 nucleotides. The record is from the annotation of a GenBank genome assembly. Lineage: Eukaryota; Metazoa; Platyhelminthes; Trematoda; Plagiorchiida; Echinostomatidae.